Molecule: messenger RNA, 5453 nt
Organism: Rhinolophus ferrumequinum (greater horseshoe bat)
Lineage: Eukaryota; Metazoa; Chordata; Mammalia; Chiroptera; Rhinolophidae
Gene: DDHD1
Product: DDHD domain containing 1
Exons: 15
Coding region: 131-2947 (938 amino acids)
Cellular component (GO): cytoplasm
Molecular function (GO): glycerophospholipase activity; metal ion binding
Source: RefSeq, a predicted model, not a curated record
CCGCAGCCCGGGUAGGGAUUUGAAAGAUUAAAAACUCCCGGUGGAGAGGGCGGCGGCGUUGAAUGUGUGGCGGAAGUGCUGGGGGCCGCGGCUCGGCGCGGGGUUGGGUGGCCGGCAGCGCCUCCACACCAUGAAUUACCCGGGUCACGGGUCCCCGCGGAGCCCCGAGCUUAACGGCCGGGGCAGCGACGGCGCUGCCUGGGAGCUGGGCUCGGAGGCGGAGCCGACGUUCGGUGGCAGCGUCUGCUGCUUCGACCACCUGCCCGGAGGGGACCCGGGCGACGGCGAGGUGCCCCUGGCCUUGCUCCGCGGGGAGCCCGGGCUGCAUUUGGCGCCGGGCGCGGAGGAGAACAACCACCACCUGGCGCUGGACCCCUGCCUCAGUGACGAGAACUAUGACUUCAGCUCGGCCGAGUCGGGCUCCUCGCUGCGCUUCUACAGCGAGGGCGAGAGCGGCGGUGGCGGCAGCUCCUCGUCCUUGCACCCGCCGCAGCAGCCGCUGCUGGUGCCGUCGAACUCGGGGGGCGGCGGGGCGGCGGGAGGAGGUCCUGGGGAGAGGAAACGCGCCCGGCCCUGCGGUGUGGCCUCCCGGCACCGCUACGAGGUAGUGACGGAGCUGGGCCCGGAGGAGGUGCGCUGGUUCUACAAGGAGGACAAGAAGACCUGGAAGCCCUUCAUCGGCUACGACUCCCUCCGCAUCGAGCUCGCCUUCCGAACGCUGCCGCAGGCCACGGGCGGCCGUCCCCAGGUGGAGGACCCCGACAGCGACCAUGUGUGCGGCCGGGCCUCCAGCUCCGGGGAGGACGACGAGGAUGACCGCGUCUGUGGCUUCUGCCCGCGCACGGCGAGGCACGAGCCCGAGAUGGAGGAGCUGGUGAACGUCGAGCGGGUGUGUGUGCGGGGCGGCCUCUACGAGGUGGAUGUGACCCAAGGAGAAUGCUACCCGGUGUACUGGAACCAGGCCGAUAAAAUACCAGUAAUGCGUGGACAGUGGUUUAUUGAUGGUACUUGGCAGCCUCUAGAAGAAGAAGAAAGUAAUUUAAUUGAGCAAGAACAUCUCAGGUGUUUUAGAGGUCAGCAGAUGCAGGAAAGUUUUGAUAUUGAAGUAUCAAAAUCCAUAGAUGGAAAAGAAGGCAGUGGGAUCAACUAUUCUGUUGUCUACCACCUCCCUCCCUUCUCCCUCCCUUCUCUGUUCAAAUGGAGAGGAUAUAAGGAGAGUACAGAUGCGGCAGGUCUUAAACGAAAGCGUUCCCAAGCUGUCCAUAGUUUCAAGUUGAGUCGAAACCAUGUGGACUGGCACAGUGUGGAUGAAGUGUAUCUUUAUAGUGAUGCAACAACAUCUAAAAUUGCAAGAACAGUUACCCAAAAACUGGGAUUUUCUAAAGCAUCAAGUAGUGGGACCAGACUUCAUAGAGGUUAUGUAGAAGAAGCCACGUUAGAAGACAAGCCAUCACAGACUACCCAUAUUGUAUUUGUUGUGCAUGGCAUUGGGCAGAAGAUGGACCAAGGAAGAAUUAUCAAAAAUACGGCCAUGAUGAGAGAGGCUGCUAGAAAAAUAGAAGAAAGGCAUUUUUCCAACCAUGCAACACAUGUUGAAUUUCUGCCUGUUGAGUGGCGGUCAAAACUUACUCUAGAUGGAGACACCGUUGACUCCAUUACUCCUGACAAAGUACGAGGUUUAAGGGAUAUGUUGAACAGCAGUGCAAUGGACAUAAUGUAUUAUACUAGCCCACUUUAUAGAGAUGAACUAGUUAAAGGCCUUCAGCAAGAGCUGAAUCGAUUAUAUUCCCUUUUCUGUUCUCGGAAUCCAGACUUUGAAGAAAAAGGGGGUAAAGUCUCAAUAGUGUCACAUUCUUUGGGAUGUGUAAUCACUUACGACAUAAUGACUGGCUGGAAUCCAGUUCGACUCUAUGAACAGUUGCUGCAGAAGGAAGAAGAGUUGCCCGAUGAACGAUGGAUGACCUAUGAGGAACGACAUCUUCUUGAUGAACUCUAUAUAACAAAACGACGGCUGAGAGAAAUAGAAGAACGGCUACAUGGAUUGAAGGCAUCAUCUAUGACACAAACACCUGCCUUAAAAUUUAAGGUUGAGAACUUCUUCUGCAUGGGAUCCCCAUUAGCAGUUUUUUUGGCAUUGCGUGGCAUUCGCCCAGGAAAUAGUGGAAGUCAAGACCACAUAUUGCCCCGAGAGAUUUGUAACCGGUUACUAAAUAUUUUUCAUCCAACAGAUCCAGUGGCUUAUAGAUUAGAACCAUUAAUACUGAAACACUACAGCAACAUUUCACCUGUCCAGAUCCACUGGUAUAAUACUUCCAAUCCUCUACCUUAUGAGCAUAUGAAGCCAAGCUUUCUCCACCCAGCAAAAGAACCUACCUCAGUUUCAGAGAAUGAAGGCAUUUCAACAAUACCAAGCCCUGUGACCUCGCCAGUCUUGUCCCGCCGGCACUAUGGAGAAUCUAUAACAAAUAUAGGCAAAGCAAGCAUAUUAGGAGCUGCUAGCAUUGGAAAGGGACUUGGAGGAAUGUUGUUCUCGAGAUUUGGACGUUCAUCUACAUCACAACCAUCUGAGACAUCAAAAGACUCAAUAGAAGAUGAGAAGAAGCCAGCUGCCUCACCUCCUACUACCACCGUGGCAACACAGACCUUUCCACAUAGCACUUCUGGCUUUCUUGAUUCUGCAUAUUUCAGACUUCAGGAAUCGUUCUUUAAUCUCCCACAACUUCUUUUUCCGGAAAAUGUAAUGCAGAAUAAAGAUAAUGCCCUCGUGGAAUUGGAUCACAGAAUUGAUUUUGAACUCAGAGAAGGCCUUGUGGAGAGCCGCUAUUGGUCAGCUGUCACGUCACAUACUGCCUAUUGGUCGUCUUUGGAUGUUGCCCUCUUUCUUUUAACCUUCAUGUACAAACAUGAGCACGAAAAUAAUGCAAAACCCGACUUAGAUACAAUCUGAACUCUUGAAGGACAUUAAUGGCCCAAAACUUGUUUUUUUCCUGUUAAAAUACGUAUGUGUGUCAAGCUAUGGAGAUUUCAGGUUUAAGUAUGUUUCAAUUUUGUUUCUGGCAAAAAAUAUUUGCAUUUAAAAGCACUUUAUUUUAUUUAAAAAACAAAGCAUUUUUUCACUCCAGAAGAAGUUAUUUACAGUUUUCAUCAUUUUAAUUAUGAGUGAAGAACCCCCAUGCAGAGAAUCAAGCAAGACCUGAACGUAAGGAAGGUUUGGGUAAACUGCAAGGUUACAAAUCACAAUCUAAUUUCUCCCAAAUAUAAAGGCAUAUUAAUGGGUUGAAUUUAAUGUAUUAACCAAAAUAUGUUAUAAAUCUAAAUGGUCAAAGUGUAGUGUAUUCUAUGUAAAGAUCAUGAAGUAUCAUUGUUUUAGAUUUCUAUGAAAGCUUCCAUUUCCACUGUUCCUUUGAAAGAAGAGUAUAACAUAUUUAAAGUGUUUUGAAUUUGUUUAGAAAACUAAUGCUAAAAAAGAAACAAUAUUUGAACUACUGUAUUUAUAAUUUAUUACCUCUGACUAAUUGCUUUAUUUCAAUGUAUGAAACAUUACUUUUUGUUAAUGUUUCCUUUGAACAAUUUAAGAACCACAUUUUUUUUCUAUGGUGUUAAGACCUUGUUUUCUCAGAACUUCAUCUUUGUACUCUUCAGAUGAAUAUGUAAACACUGUGGCAUACUUUUGAGUAUUUUUUUCAUUAAAAACGUAGUUUCACACAAAUAAUACUAGUUCAAUUAUUUUGAAAAAGUAUGAACUUUUUAUUAUGUCUCAUUUACCUCACUCAGCUAAAGUUUUCUAAACUUAACACAGAGUACUCCAUAAUAGGUAUAAUUAUUAACUUUAUUGGGAAAUUUAGUAAAUCUUUGGAGUAGGGAGUUUGACAACUAUUUUAAAUAUAUAAACAUCCAUGUGCCAAACAUCGUAUGUAAAGGGAUGGAGUGCCACUAACAAAAAAAAUUUUUUUUUGAAGUGUUUACGAAAACAUAAUUGAGACAUAAGACACAAUAGAUAAGGAUUCCAACACAUUGGGAGAGUUUUCCUCAGCUGUAAUUAUUUCCACAGUGCUUUUCAUCUGAGGAGCGCAAAGUGCUUUAAGAUUCAAUAAUCUAUGUAAUAGCUCCUUGAGGUAAGUAAAUGAAUGUUAUUCUCAUGUUACAUGUUAAUACACUAAGGCACCAAAACAUUUAAAGUGCCUUGAAUUAGCUUACAGAGCAAAUCAGAAGAACUCAGAUUGAAGCCAGACCAUAUUCUUUUCUAUCCUGUUCAGUGACUAAUAAUUCACAUGUUACCUCUUAGUAGUUUGCAAACAAUAAUAACAAGUUGCAAUUCAUAAUUUGGAGAAAUGACUGUGAAGCCAAUAUUUUACCCUAUUUGUCUUAUACAUUCUUGUGUUCUCACACAUAAAGGAGGAGUUAGAGGGAUCAGAAGCCCUCUCUGCCAUAACCAACCCUCACUUCUGAGUGGCUUCCAUUAGAUUCCACUUAAGGUGCUGUCUUUGCUUAUCUUACAAGGAUUUUUCUUAGCUUCCCAGUAAUCGUCAUCGAACUGGUUGUAAAGUUGGUCAGUUGCAUAUCUCACCUCCUCCUUUCUUUAUAAGAUAAUGGGAUCUGUGGCUUACUUGUAGGUUUUAUUCAGCACCAUCAGUCCUCUUGUCUAUUUUGGCCUUUCAUUGGAUUUGUUCAACAUAAAGCACUUCUUUUUAGUGUUUAAAAGAUCCCAAGGUUCCAUGACCAAAUAUGUGACUCACUAAGAAACCCUUGCUAUAAAAGGCUUUUGAUGACAUCUUAGCAAAGCUGAAGCAAUCUCUUGAAUUUAGAGAUUCCUGUGAACUCAGGUCAUUUUCAUACCCUGUUUAUUUCAUACGUCUAAUUUAGUUCUCAGGAAAAUUAAACUCGUAUGACUGUAUUAUUAAAGGUACUUGAGCAUAUGUUGCUGUGGGUGGUGUGACACUCAAAUGCCUAAGAGCUUUAGGGAAUUCAUUCUUCGCCACUAGAAUGUGAAGAGCUCUUUCUCCCUGAGAAGAGUGAAAGUCUAUCAAAACUUUCAUACUGAAUAAAAUUAUAUCCCCAUAACUAUAGGAGUAUAUCUGCUUCCCUUUUUUCAUACUGAGAAAACAAAAUCAAAGUUAGCCACAUGGAGUUUAUUUGAAUUCGUGAAAAGAGCAACACUCAAAACCCCCUUUUCAAAAUGAGAUCUUCUGGAUUACUGGACAGGUGUGUUGUUUUCAGUUCAUUACUUCAUCAAUAGAGAUGGUGAUUUUGAUUUCAUAGUCCUUGUUUCCAUGUCUCUGCAUGUUAUCAUAGAAUGUACUUGUAUAUACUCAAGUGAUAUACAGAGUAUGUGAAAUUCUGGUUUGAUUUAGAAGCUAAGUCAGUUACUGAGUAACAUUUUGGAACUUUAUUCCAGCAAGUACUAAAUUAGCCAAAAAGUUCUGUUUUUGAUACCAUUAAAAUUUUAUUCUCUA